Molecule: messenger RNA, 3920 nt
Organism: Gymnodraco acuticeps
Lineage: Eukaryota; Metazoa; Chordata; Actinopteri; Perciformes; Bathydraconidae
Gene: git2a
Product: G protein-coupled receptor kinase interacting ArfGAP 2a
Exons: 22
Coding region: 365-2773 (802 amino acids)
Biological process (GO): regulation of ARF protein signal transduction; brain development
Molecular function (GO): GTPase activator activity; protein binding
Source: RefSeq, a predicted model, not a curated record
AGAUCUGUAGUCCUUCAUCUGUAGUCCUUCAUUUGUAGUCCUGCUGUCUACCAGAGACCGACUGAAGAGUAAACUACCAAACGGGGACAGGCGAGUUAGCUAAUCAGGUGCUAAGUCAGCCUACUUUGCAAACAAGUAACAUUGUACCUUAUUCUCGAUAGGUAACGUUAUAAUGGUUGUAACUCAGACGCUGGACAAAGCGAAAUGGUUAGCAACAGUUAAAUGAAGUAGCAGGUCGUUGUUUGGGGUUGUUUUUUAAUUAGCUAGCUAACACGGAAGGCAUCCCCCCAAGAGUGAUCAAUGGUUAGCCAAACGCACCGGACAUAAUACUCUGUUUCAAAGGAGGUUUGUUGCUGAGCAAAGGAUGUCUAAACGCAUACGAAACACUGAGCUCUGCGCUGAUUGCAGUGUUCCAGAGCCUCGCUGGGCCUCGGUGAACAGAGGGGUGUUCAUUUGUGACGAGUGCUGCAGCGUUCAUCGGAGUCUCGGAAGACACAGCUCGCAAGUCCGCCACCUGAUACACACACCAUGGCCUUCUACACAGCUACAGAUGGUUCAGACAUUAUACGGCAAUGGUGCCAAUUCAAUAUGGGAGCACUCUCUUCUGGACCCGGCCUCUGUGAUGAGUGGAAAACGCAAGGCCAACCCUCAGGACAAACUGCACCCAAACAAAUCCGAGUUUAUAAGAGCCAAAUAUCAAAUGCUGGCAUUUGUUCAUCGCAUGCCUUGCCGGGAGGACGACAGCUCCACAGCCAAGGAUUUAAGCAAGCAACUUCACUCAAGUGUACGCACCGGGAAUCUGGAGACUUGUUUGCGGUUGCUAUCCCUGGGAGCACAAGCUAACUUCUUUCACCCGGAGAAAGGGAACACUCCCUUGCAUGUCGCUGCAAAAGCAGGACAAGUAUCUCAGGCUGAACUGUUAACUGUUUACGGAGCAGACCCCGGAGCCCCCGACAGCAAUGGCAAAACUCCCAUUGACUAUGCAAGGGAAGCUGGCCACCAUGAGCUGGCAGACAGACUGGUGGAGAUUCAGUAUGAACUAACUGAUCGGCUGGCCUUCUACCUGUGUGGGAGAAAGCCAGAUCAUAAAAACAGCCAGCACUUCAUUGUUCCACAAAUGGCUGACAGGAACAUCAGUUUAGAUUUGUCAGAGCUGGCCAAGGCGGCAAAGAAGAAACUGCAGUCUCUGAGUAAUCAUUUAUUUGAAGAGCUGGCCAUGGAUGUUUACGAUGAGGUGGACAGACGAGAGACUGAUGCAGUGUGGUUAGCAACACAGAAUCACAGCACUCUGGUGACAGAGACGACUGUGGUGCCUUUUCUUCCUGUGAAUCCAGAGUAUUCAUCAACACGAAAUCAGGGACGACAAAAGCUUGCAAGAUUCAAUGCACAUGAAUUUGCAACUCUUGUCAUUGACAUAUUAAGUGAUGCUAAGCGCAGACAACAAGGGAGUUCGAUAGCUAGCCCCAAAGAUAAUGUUGAAUUCAUCCUGAAGAACGUGGCAGUCAGGCACUGCAGUGACAGCCAGGACAACGACCAGCCUGACUACGACAGCGUGGCGUCGGACGAGGACACAGACCAGGAUUCCCCCACCAACAAAGGAGAUAGGACCAAGAGCCUGGAUUCUGACCUCUCCGACAGCCCCAUCACUGUGCAUGAAUACAUGGAGGUGAAACACGCGCUCUCUGCCUCUGAGGCCAAGAUCCAGAACCUCAUGAAAGCCAACAACAACCUGAGCGAUGAGCUGAGGCUGAUGCAGAAAAAGCUGCAAUCUCUGCAAAGCGAGAACAUCUCUCUCAGGCGGCACGGCCCAGCCAAUAUCUAUCAGACCCCCAGCGCCUCCCCCAGCCCCUCCAGCCCCUCGGCCCUGAAGCGCCGACAGUCUGCGCGGGCCAGCCGCCCCAUGUCUAUGUAUGAGACCGGCUCAGGCCUGAAGCCCUAUCUCCCUAAAGGAGAGAGCCACUACCCAGAGGAGUGUGUCCCCACCCUGCAACCCUUCCCACCUCAUACGGAAAGGGGCGCUUUUGUGACCACCUCUUCAUCCCUCCCCUCAUUUCCAUCCACCCUGUCUUGGUCGAAGGACGAGAGUGCUCAAAAGGCCUCGAAUUUAGAGAAGCAAAUCAGCAUGCCGGAAAGUGACUAUGACAACACAUUCAAUGACUCUGAGAUGGAUGAUUCGGGGUACUGCAGGAGAGGCAGGCUGAGGAGCUGGCUGGGGGAGGGCAGCUCCAUCCCUGAGCUGGACGAUGUGAUGAUGGAGGCAGACCCCACGCUGCCCAGCACUGAGGACGUCAUCCGCAAAACAGAGCAGAUCACCAAGAAUAUCCAAGAGCUGCUGAGAGCUGCUCAGGAAAACAAACACGACAGACCCUCUGAGCGGGAAGGUGUGCGUCGGCUCAGGCACAGCCUGGGAUGUUUCAGCACUCUGGUGCCCUGGGCCGAGAAGGCCCCGCCCCCCCUUCAGCCGCUCAGCCUGCGGUCCCCUGACCCCUCAUCCUGCUUCAUACCCUGUUCAGAAAGAAUACAUGUGGCUGUGAAAGAAAUGGCUGCCCUCUUCCCAAAGAAGCCGCGCUCGGAGACCGUUCGAGGCUCUCUGCGCUUGUUGACCUCCAGUGCGUUCCGGCUUCAGGGCGAGUGCAGGAAGGCGCUGCCGUCGGAGGGCUGCGCGGCGCCGGACAUGCAGCUGGUCACCCAGCAGGUCAUCCAAUGUGCUUAUGACAUUGCCAAGGCCGCCAAGCAGCUUGUGACCAUCACCACAAAGGAGAAUACCAACUAGCAGCACUUACAGGGCUGCAAGCAUCUCAGUUUCCUCAUUUUUUUUAAUGAUUCUUUUGGUUUUUUGUAUUUGUGGUAUAUGCAUGCAUUGUUUUUUAAUUUAUGAAUACAUAUUUAAAGCAAACUAUGAACAAAAUCUGAGUGUAAAAGGGAGAACAACUUUAUUUAGGCAUCCUCAGCUGUUAUAAUAGCACAAUUUAUCUUGAGGUGAAACAACAACUUCCACAAAUCAUGUUAAAUCAAGCAGCAGCUAGCAGGUCUGGGACUGUUAUGGUUUAAAGAUUACAAUUUGAGUAAACUCGCCCAUACUUACAAGUAACCUUAAAUCAGCUUUUUGAUUGAGAGAACAAAUGAAGCACAGCAUAGUAGAUCCGGAUUUUGACAUUGGUUCAUGUUAACAGCCCAGAGCAAGACAUGAUGCUGAAAGCCUUAAAUGAGUCUGCUGUCGUUGAAUGCUAUUGCUAACACCCUGUAGCUAAAGGAGCGUCAGUCACUAACUGCAAUGUGCAAGAAUCAUCAUACUGUCUAAUCUCCUAAAAGAAAUGGACCAUUACACGUUGGAAACUUCAUUAAUGCACACUUUGGGGCUCUGCAAUGCUCUUGUUUGUUGCAAUGAAAAAGCUUUUUAUGUUGUUUGUACCCUUUCCAAGAAAAAUCCAGUCUGCAGUGCACUUACAUUUAUCCGUGCCCAUUUGUCUAAUCAGUAAAUGCAGAAAAAGCGCUUGUUCAGGGGCUAAGCUGUAUGCUUCACCAGCACGCUGAUGUAUUUUGUUCAAACUAUCCGGUGUGUCUUCACGCUGCACUGUAUUGUGCGAUCUUGUGUGCCAUUGCAGUGUUGGUGAUGUGACAAUAUAUUUAGAGCUAAUACUGUAUGUAUGUCCAUGUGUUUGGUGCUCUGUUACCAUGCUGCUUGUUUUGUAUUUAAUGUGCGUCAUAUGGGAUAGAAGUCUAGAUGUCUCCUGUAUAAUUGUGAAACCUCACAUUCAUCCUCACAAAGUGUUUCAGAGUUCAUCGUGGUUUGGACAUCUGAUCAAGUAAUGUCCCUCUCUGUACCUGACAGAGUGCAGGGAUGAUGUGAUGCAGCUGUUAAGUUGCACUUGGGAAAAAUAAUUAUUUUCUAAAUAAACUUAAUUUAUAAAUAUAUCAAA